CCUCACGCCUUCCUAAGCUGCGCGGGUCUCCGGAGUGCGACGCGAGCUAGCGGAAGGGAACGGUGCGGCCAGUCGGCCGUGCGGUGACUGCAGCCACCUGCCCGAGCCCCGUGGCCCGCCCUCAAAUCCCGGCGAUGCGCCGCGGCGCCGCCUGGGCACUGCUGCUGGCCGCAGCCCUGGGGCUCGGGGCGCGCGGGGUGCGCGCUGCAGUGGCCCUCGCCGACUUCUACCCGUUCGGCACGAAGCGCGGCGACACCGUCACCCCGAAGCAGGACGACGGCGGCUCAGGGCUGCAGCCACUCUCGGUGCCCUUUCCGUUCUUCGGCGCCGAGCACUCCGGACUCUACGUGAACAAUAAUGGGAUCAUCUCCUUCCUGAAGGAAGUUUCUCAGUUCACCCCCGUGGCCUUCCCCAUCGCCAAAGACCGCUGUGUGGUAGCAGCCUUCUGGGCAGAUGUGGACAACCGGCGUGCAGGUGAUGUCUACUACCGGGAGGCCACUGACCCAGCCAUGCUGAACAGAGCCACAGAGGACAUCAGACGGUACUUUCCUGAGCUCCCGGACUUCUCUGCUACCUGGGUUUUUGUUGCCACCUGGUACCGUGUGACCUUCUUUGGAGGCAGCAGCUCUUCCCCCGUUAACACAUUCCAAACUGUACUCAUCACCGAUGGCCGAUUCUCCUUCACCAUCUUCAACUAUGAGUCCAUCUUGUGGACUACAGGCACACAUGCCAGCAGCGGGGGUGACGCUGAUGGCUUGGGAGGCAUUGCAGCCCAGGCAGGUUUCAACGCAGGUGAUGGGCACCGCUACUUCAACAUCCCCGGGUCGCGCACAGCAGACAUGGCUGAGGUGGAGACCACCACCAACGUGGGCGUGCCCGGCCGCUGGGCGUUUAGAAUCGAUGAUGCCCAGGUGCGCGUGGGGGGCUGCGGCCAUACAACCUCUGUGUGCCUGGUCCUGCGUCCAUGCCUCAAUGGUGGCAAGUGCAUUGAUGACUGUGUCACAGGCAAUCCCUCUUACACCUGUUCCUGUCUCGCUGGCUUCACAGGCCGGAGAUGCCACCUUGAUGUGAACGAGUGUGCUUCCCACCCCUGUCAGAAUGGUGGGACCUGCACCCAUGGCGUCAACAGCUUCAGCUGCCAGUGCCCAGCCGGCUUCAAGGGACCCACCUGUGAAUCGGCCCAAUCUCCGUGUGACAACAAAGUAUGUCAAAAUGGUGGCCAGUGCCAGGCAGAGAGCAGCUCUGCAGUAUGUGUGUGUCAGGCUGGAUACACUGGGGCCACCUGUGAGACAGAUGUGGAUGAAUGCCGUUCUGACCCAUGCCGGAAUGGGGGAUCAUGUGUUGACCUGGUUGGAAACUACAGCUGUAUUUGUGUGCAGCCCUUCGAGGGACCUCAGUGUGAGACAGGAAGCUACCUGGUGCCUUCACCCUGCCUCUCCAACCCCUGCCAGAACGGGGGCACCUGUGUGGAUGCUGAUGAGGGAUACGUGUGUGAAUGCCCUGAAGGCUUCAUGGGCUUGGACUGCAGAGAGAGGAUCCUCAAUGACUGUGACUGCCGGAAUGGAGGCAGAUGCCUGGGUGCUAACACCACCCUCUGCCAGUGUCCUCCAGGCUUCUUCGGGCUCCUCUGUGAAUUUGAAGUCACAGCCACGCCCUGCAACAUGAACACGCAGUGUCCAGAUGGAGGCUAUUGCAUGGAGUAUGGAGGAAGCUACCUAUGUGUCUGCCACACAGACCACAACAUCAGCCACUCUCUGCCAUCACCCUGCGACUCAGACCCUUGCUUUAAUGGAGGUUCCUGUGACGCCCACGAGGACUCCUACACGUGCGAGUGCCCUCGUGGAUUCCACGGCAGGCACUGUGAGAAAGCCCGGCCACACCUGUGCAGCUCAGGGCCCUGCCGGAAUGGAGGCACAUGCAAGGAAAUGGGCGACGAGUACCGCUGCACCUGCCCUUAUAGAUUCACUGGGAGACACUGUGAGAUUGGAAAGCCAGACUCCUGUGCCUCUGGCCCCUGUCAUAAUGGUGGGACUUGUUUCCACUACAUUGGCAAAUACAAGUGUGACUGCCCUCCAGGCUUCUCUGGACGGCACUGUGAGAUAGCCCCCUCACCCUGCUUUCGGAGCCCAUGUAUGAAUGGGGGUACCUGUGAGGAUCUAGGGACAGAUUUCUCUUGCCACUGCCAGCCAGGGUAUACAGGACACCGGUGUCAGACAGAGGUGGACUGUGGUCACCCUGAGGAGGUGGAGCAUGCUACCAUGCGCUUCAACGGAACUCACGUGGGCUCAGUGGCCCUGUACACAUGUGAGCCCGGCUUCAGCCUGAGUGCCCUCAGCCAUAUACGUGUCUGUCAGCCACAAGGGGUCUGGAGCCAGCCUCCCCAGUGCAUUGAAGUAGAUGAGUGUCGGUCUCAGCCAUGCCUACACGGAGGCUCCUGCCAGGACCUCAUUGCUGGUUACCAGUGCCUCUGCAGCCCGGGGUAUGAAGGAGUCCACUGUGAGCUAGAGACAGAUGAGUGCCAAGCACAGCCCUGCAGAAAUGGGGGCUCCUGCAGGGACCUCCCCAGGGCUUUCAUCUGCCAGUGCCCUGAAGGUUUUGUUGGAAUCCACUGUGAAACAGAGGUGGAUGCCUGUGCCUCCAGCCCCUGCCAGCACGGAGGCCGGUGUGAGGACGGUGGUGGGGCCUACCUGUGCGUGUGUCCAGAGGGCUUCUUUGGCUACAACUGUGAGACAGUGAGUGACCCCUGCUUCUCUAGCCCCUGUGGGGGCCGCGGCUACUGCUUGGCCAGCAACGGGUCCCACAGCUGCACCUGCAAAGUGGGCUACACAGGCAAGGACUGUACCAAAGAGCUCCUCCCACCAACAGCCCUCAGGGUAGAAAGGGUGGAGGAGAGUGGGGUCUCCAUCUCCUGGAGUCCACCCGAGGGCACCACGGCCAGGCAGGUGCUGGAUGGCUAUGCAGUCACCUAUGCCUCCUCGGAUGGACUGUCCCGGCGCACAGACUUUGUGGACCGAAGCCGCUCCUCUCACCAGCUUCGGGCCCUAGCAGCCGGCCGCACCUACAAUAUCUCCGUUUUCUCAGUCAAGAGAAACACGAACAACAAAAAUGACAUCAGCAGGCCUGCAGCACUGCUCACCCGCACCCGGCCCCGCCCUAUAGAAGACUUUGAGGUCACCAACAUUUCAGCCAAUGCCAUCUCAGUGCAGUGGGCUCUUCACAGGAUCCAGCAUGCCACUGUCAGCAGGGUCCGGGUGUCCAUCCUCUACCCCGAGGCCUCUGCGGUCCAGUCCACUGAGGUGGACAGGAGUGUGGACCGCCUCACAUUUGGGGACCUGCUGCCAGGGAGAAGAUACAGUGUGCGGCUAACCACCCUUAGUGGGCCUGGAGGAGCUGAAUAUCCUACUGAGAGCCUGGCUUCAGCUCCACUGAACGUGUGGACCCGGCCUUUGCCACCAGCAAACCUGACUGCCUCUCGAGUCACAGCUACCUCUGCCCAUAUGGUCUGGGACACCCCCGCUCCAGGUAUCUCACUGGAGGCUUAUGUCAUCAAUGUGACCACAAGUCAGAGUACCAAGAGCCGCUACAUCCCCAAUGGGAAGCUGGUGUCCUAUACAGUGCGUGAUCUGAUGCCGGGUCGGCGGUACCAGCUCUCAGUUACAGCUGUGCAGAGCACAGAGCAGGGCCAGCUGCACAGUGAGCCUGCACACCUCUACAUCAUCACCUCCCCCAGGGAUGGCACCGACAGACGCUGGCACCAGGGAGGACACCACUCACGGAUGCUCAGAAACAGACCAGCCCCUGUGCGCCUGCCUGAGCUGCGUCUGCUCAAUGACCACAGUGCCCCUGAAACACCAACUCAGUCACCCAGGUUCUCAGAGCUUGUAGAUGGAAGAGGAAGAGUGAGUGCCAGGUUUGGUGGCUUGCCCAGCAGAGCACUAACUGUGAGAUCACAACCCACCACUCCGGUGCCACUCAAGAACACAGAGGCCCCUGAGCAGGUCCGUCUGGCCCUCCAGCUACCCAAGAACAGCAGCAAAGACACAGAAAGUACCCCUGGCAGCUGUUCAGAAGAUGCCUGUCAGAAUGGAGGCACCUGUGUCCCAGGUGCCAAUACCCACAGCUGUGACUGCAGGCCUGGGUUCAAAGGCAGACACUGUGAGCUUGCCUGUGAAAAAGUGCCCCGCCCCUGCACACGGCUGUUCUCUGAGACCAAGUCAUUUCCUGUCUGGGAAGGAGACAUCUGCCACCAUGUGUAUAAGAAAGUCUACAAAGUUCACCAGGACGUGUGCUUUAAGGAGCGCUGCCAGAGCACAAGCCUCAGGAAACCCAAACAGGAAACAAAGUAACAGUCAAACACUGAAGAAAUCUUAAGGUACAUUCUCCUUCAUACCAAGAUCUGUUGAGAACUGGAGACACCAUCACACCCAGCAACCUGGACACCAAGGUCCUUUAUCAGACACUGAUGGUGACAACUCAGCACUGUGCUGUUACAGACCCAACCAGGAAGGUUCCAGAAUUCCCUGUCUAUAGCCUCUCAAUAGACAUAACCUGGUCUGAGCUUGCAUAUGAAUCUACUUUCGGGUGGAAAUGACUCUCUCAUUGCAGACCAGUUACAAUGAGGUACAAGAAUCACCUGGCCCCUUCAGGACCAUGGGCCUUGCUGGCAGAUGGAUCAAGGAUGCCAAACAGUCCAAACAAUGCCAAAGGAAAGGACCUAAGGACAUACCCCUAAGCCCUACGAGCAGCAUUCUGCUGGUAGACUAGGGCAGAAGAUCCUAAAUAUAGCCUCUCACUGAGGGAGCUAGAGUGGACCCUGGGAUUCUAAGCACUAAGAACCCUGAAAUCAAAGAAACUCUGCCCGUUUGAUCCAGCAUGCCCCGCCCCACCUCCCCAUGCAUAAACUGUGAGAUGGUAAAGGGCAAUGGAAUUUUUUUUUCACAGUAGUCUGGAAAAUACUGGGUUACACUACAGAAAUCCCUGUAUAGGCUGAACUCAGCCCCACACUGACUUACUGGCACAAUUGGAAUGACAGACUGGCUAGCUGGAGACAAUUUACUCCUCUCCCUUGGAGGAGCCAGGGCAGUACAUCCUUCCAGUGGUGGAAGAGAGGCACAUCUGGAAAGCUCCCACUUCAGGAGUGACUAUCACCUUUUUCUUCUACAGUGUAGGACAUGAAGGAGAAAUGUCACCCAAAGGCCUAAGAACAAACAAAAGCAAUGGAGUUCCGGGUGAAGGUCAUCCUAAGAAAACAGUGCCUGCAAUGACAGUGACAGGCACAGACAGAAGCUCACAGUCGGACCCUGGAAUGAGUCAGGCAUCAGGAGGGCGGGCUCUCACACGGGCCUAGGGAGCAGGGCCUGUGCCUCCUGACCGGUUCAGAUGUGAAACUCCGCAGGAAAAACAGCAGACAAGACUCAAGUCCUGUCUACUCAACAGCAUCACCUUUUCACCCCAGCCCACAAGAAUGCACACACAACACCCUCCCACACUUGUGAGCAACUUACGUCUGGCAAAGAUAAAAAUUCCACAAAUUAUUUGGUUUUAAAUUAUUUAUAUGGCAAUAAGUCACUUGAAAUAUUAAUGCAUCUUUUACGAACUCACCCAGAAAACCCAUUUUUAUAAAAA
Messenger RNA from Mus caroli (Ryukyu mouse), 5625 nucleotides. RefSeq names its product sushi, nidogen and EGF like domains 1 (gene Sned1). Lineage: Eukaryota; Metazoa; Chordata; Mammalia; Rodentia; Muridae. Gene Ontology annotation, molecular function: Notch binding; calcium ion binding. The record is from RefSeq and is a predicted model, not a curated record. Gene Ontology annotation, biological process: cell-matrix adhesion; Notch signaling pathway.